GCUGUUGGAACGCGCUUGAUGACGUACAGCUUGCGGAAGCAUUUCACUCGCGCCUCGCAGUGCAAUGCCGUCGCUACUUAUUUCAGCGGCCGUGACCUUUCUCACUUUCCUUGCUUUGGCUGACCCCAUUGACAAGUCGGCAAAGAGCCUCAAGGAAAUGGAAAGCCUUUGUUCACCGGUUCUAUUGACACACGCUACACCGUGAGGACCGCGGUCGAUGUUCGAGUUCCCAAUAGAAACCGUCUAUUUCCUGUCAAGGUUGAAGCACCUGAAUGCCACGCCUUUUAACUAGCAAUGAGGCUUUUCACCUUUGCUUGGCUUCUACAAACCACUCUUGCCGUGACGUCACCUCUGGACUUGUGCACUCCUGAUCUGCCAUACCAAAGAUUCCACGUGAGAAUCCUGUUUCUUUGCAUACGAGGAGCUGCAUCGGAUUUGCUGGUGCAGCAGCUUGAUCACCUGAGAACAGACGUGCUUCAGUGCCGCGAUGACUUCUGCCUUGUGAACAACUUGUGCCUAAGGGGUCAGCUGGAACCAGAGUUGGCAAAAUACCUGGCUGCCAACCUGAUGCGUGAACUUCAAUGUCUGGCACAGUUUUGCACCACGCCAUCGGAAAACGAGCUGGUUGAGCAGGACUUUGGGACAAAUAACACUGACAUCGUGCAUUGCAGGAACAGGAUUUUGAUUUGAAUCACUCUUAAGUAUGUCAGCCAGGGGAAAAACAACAACACAAAAGGCAAUAGUUGCUGAUAACUUAAAAAUUUCUCAUUUAACUAAGUCUAAGUCUUCGGUAAAUGCCUAGAUCGCGUCGAAGUAAACUAUCAUAACACCUCAAGGCCCUAGUAGAUGUGAAGCGUAUGGCGAAUAUAUAUACAUAAGAAAAGAUAUUGCAGGGACCACCCAGAAAUCUGGACUGAAACGGAAUAAUGUCCAAGUAAAAGUUUUAAAUAACUUCACUUAAUAAUCAAGGUUCCGUUGCGAAAGCAAAAAAAAAAAGGUGCUGUCCCCCAAAUCCACCAAAAUGGAAAAUAUUUACGUAAUUUCAGUUGAAGUGGAAUAAGGCAAACACGUUCGCGAUUUCCCCUAUCCAAGCACGUUUCUGACUUCAACAUUUUAAGCAUGCUUCUGAAAUAAACGUUUUGU
Molecule: messenger RNA, 1143 nt
Organism: Rhipicephalus sanguineus (brown dog tick)
Lineage: Eukaryota; Metazoa; Arthropoda; Arachnida; Ixodida; Ixodidae
Exons: 8
Coding region: 295-690 (131 amino acids)
Source: RefSeq, a predicted model, not a curated record